AUGAGUCUCGAAGCAAAGUCUGGCAAGACUAUUGUCGCGAUCGACCCCGCCACCGAGAAUACAAUCACCGAGGUGCAAGCCGCCGGCGAAGAGGACAUUGACAUCGCUGUCAAGGCCGCUCGCAAGGCUUUCGAGAACCCUGAAUGGAAGGAUCUUGAUACCGCUCAGCGUGGCAAGCUUCUACUCAAGCUGUCUAUCCUGGCGGAGAGAGAUGCUGAGAUCCUGGCCACAAUUGACAGCUGGGACAAUGGCAAGCCUUACACUGCUGCCAUGACCGAGGAUGCCGCCGAGGUUAUUUCUGUCUUCCAAUACUACGGCGGCUGGGCCGACAAGAACCACGGUCAGAUGAUCAACCUCGGCCUUGACAAGUGGGCUUACACUCGCCAUGAGCCUGUCGGUGUUUGCGGACAGAUCAUUCCUUGGAAGUACCCCGUCAUGAUGGCAGCCUGGAAUUUGGGCCUGUACUUGCAUGUGGUAACACCGUUAUGCUCAAGGCUCCCUCUCUCAGUCCUAUACCUAGCGAAGUUGAUCAAGGAGGCUGGCUUCCCCGCCGGUGUCGUCAAUAUCAUUAACGGUUAUGGAGCCGAGGCUGGAUCAGCCAUUACUGCCCACCCUGGUAUCGAUAAGAUUGCCUUCACUGGCUCAACAAUCACCGGAAAGACUAUCAUGAAAAAGGCUUCAGAGACCCUCAAGAGCGUCACUCUCGAGACCGGAGGCAAGAGCCCUCUCAUUGUCUUCGACAAUGCUGAUUUCGAGCAAGCGGUCAAUCCUCAGGUGUCCAAGGCACAAUACGAGAAGAUCCUGUCACUUAUUGAGUCAGGAAAGUCAGAAGGAGCCGGUCUCCUGACUGGUGGUGCUCAUUCUGGAGACAAGGGUUUCUACAUCCAGCCCACUGUCUUCCGUGAUGUCAAGCCAAAUAUGAAGAUUGUUCGGGAGGAGAUCUUUGGACCUUGCGUCAACCUUCGCAAGGCUCACCGUGUCGCCGCGGGCGUUCAGGCUGGAACCGUUUGGAUCAUCAGCUCUCAGGACACCCACUGGGGUGUUCCUUUCGGAGGCUACAAGCAGUCUGGUAUCGGGCGUGAGCUUGGAUCCUACGCUUUGUCUGCAUACACCCAGGUCAAGGCUGUCCAUGCUACGCCUCAGCCGUAUGGGUAG
Molecule: messenger RNA, 1155 nt
Organism: Fusarium pseudograminearum CS3096
Lineage: Eukaryota; Fungi; Ascomycota; Sordariomycetes; Hypocreales; Nectriaceae
Exons: 8
Coding region: 1-1155 (384 amino acids)
Molecular function (GO): aldehyde dehydrogenase (NAD+) activity
Source: RefSeq, a predicted model, not a curated record